ACUGAGCUAGGCCUCAUAACAUGAUUAAACAGUGCAAAAUUUUGUCUUAUUAUUUUUUUCCUUAAAAGCUCCAAUCUCUACCAUAAAUCUUUCUAAUUCGCCUUGUCUUUCUCAAAAUUUUUGCCCCAAAAUUCUCCGGUUCAGCUUAAAAUUCCACCCCAAUUACUAAAUUAAGUUGAAUUAUAAUAACUAAUGCACAGAGACCAAGGUACACACCCCAAGAACCCAAUGAUUUCAGCUCUCAGAAGGGCAUCACCAUCAAUCCCACUGCUAAUGGACUCGGCCCAAACCUCGUUGCGGGGCCCACAGCGCCUCACCGCCUUAGCCCAUCAGCUCCGCCUCUACAAGCCCCCGCCGACACCUCUCGACGAUGACGCCAACGAUGAAGCCGCCGGCAAGGUCGUCUCCCAGCUCGGCUUCGUCGAAUCGGCGGCUCCGAUCACGCGCGACCCGCAGAAGUUCAGACCGAAGAGAGCCGCCGUCUUGAUCUGCCUCUUCGAAGGCGACGCCGGCGAUCUGCGCGUGAUCCUCACGAAGCGGUCGUCGAGUCUCUCCUCUCACUCCGGUGAAGUUGCGUUGCCGGGUGGGAAAGCAGAGGAAGGGGAUAAGGAUGAUGGGGACACAGCUACCAGAGAGGCGAAGGAGGAAAUUGGUUUGGAUCCUUCGCUUGUCAAUGUUGUGUCUGUUCUUGAGCCAUUUUUGUCCAAGCACCUUCUCAGAGUUGUUCCAGUCGUUGGCAUACUUACUGAGAAGGAAGCCUUCAAGCCUGCUCCAAAUCCCGCCGAAGUGGAAACUGUAUUUGAUGCUCCAUUGGAGAUGUUUAUCAAGGAUGAAAACCGAAGGGCGGAAGAGAUUGUGUGGUUGGGGAACAAGUAUCUCAUUCACUUCUUUGACUAUGAAACCGAGAACAAGAAGUUCUUGAUAUGGGGUUUAACUGCUGGGAUCUUGAUUAGGGCUGCAUCGGUGGUAUACCAACGGCAGCCGCCUUUUCUGGAGCAGUAUCCCAUUUUUAAGGUUCCUAGAACUGUAAACAAGGAUACUACAUUGCCUUGAAUUCAACGGAAAUUUCUUUGGAUUGUAAUGAUAUUUUUGACCUAAUUGAAAUAGUGUUCUUUUCCUUGGGAGUUAAUGCUAUGUUUGGUAGGAAGGAAAGAAAAUAGGAUAGA
This is a messenger RNA of Morus notabilis, 1166 nucleotides long. RefSeq names its product nudix hydrolase 15, mitochondrial. The record is from RefSeq and is a predicted model, not a curated record. NCBI's taxonomy places the organism in Eukaryota, Viridiplantae, Streptophyta, Magnoliopsida, Rosales, Moraceae. Gene Ontology annotation, biological process: coenzyme A catabolic process. Gene Ontology annotation, molecular function: acetyl-CoA hydrolase activity; coenzyme A diphosphatase activity. The coding region runs from base 193 to 1053 and encodes 286 amino acids. The transcript has 4 exons.